Messenger RNA from Chara braunii, 2888 nucleotides. Lineage: Eukaryota; Viridiplantae; Streptophyta; Charophyceae; Charales; Characeae. The record is from the annotation of a GenBank genome assembly.
GCGGGAGGUAGGGUGCUGCAUCGUGGAGGUCGAAGUCGCUGAGGAUUGGGCUGCUCAUUGCGUGGAGUCUUAAAGACGACCGGGCCACCGUAAAUGAAGGGAUAGGAGGAGAGAGUUGGCGGGGGGGGCAGCGGAAGAUGACGGCGGUGGUGGGGGCUAUGGACUUGCAGGCGCAGUCGGAGGGUGCUGCCCCGCGGAGUCCACGGCGCCAGUCCUCCGACGCAGCAGACGGGGGGGGGUACCGCGCGGGCGAAGAGGGUGGGGGCGGGGGCGGGGAUGGGGGUGCGGAGCUGCAGACUGGGAUGACAACGGCGGCGAGUGCUGGCGGAGUUGCUGGGAAGACGAAGACGAAGAAGAAGAAGAAGAAGAAGAAGCAAAGCACCGGCGCUGCACCUGGUCGGCCCAAGGAGGACACGGCGACUCGGACAGGGGAGGUGCCUCCCCCUCCCCCACCUCCCCCUAGGCAGCUCCCUUUGGUUUACGAUAGGCUUAGUUACUCUGAGGUGUUGGAGCUGGGAAAGGCGGGGAAGAUUGGGACGAUCAUCAAGCAUCCGACGAUGUCGUUGGGAGGGGAUCGAGGCCGUGUGUUCACGGUGGUGGAGCCAGAGCGAAGGGUGUUCAGAGUGGUCCUGCCAUCGGGGGAGGAUGACCCGGGUUUUUGGAAGGCGUGGAACGAGCUGGAGUUGGGGAAGAAGGUGGAGUCGGUGCAGGUGAAGACGACGCAACCUCCGCCGACGAAGAAGGAGCCGCGCAAGAAGGAAGGUCCCAUUCCCUGGGUGCCGGUAUCGGAGGGUGUACUGUACGGCAUAUCGAUCUUGUGCAUGUGGUUGUUGUACCAGGUGGUGGUCUGGCAACGAAAGAAGAAGGCGGACUACAAGGAGAGGAAGCGGCUGGAGGCUAUGGAGUCAGAGGAGAGGGAGAAGAUGAAGCAAGAGGAGCAAGACAAGGAGAGGGAGAUUCAGGAGGAGUUGGUGAAGAAGAUGGAAGGCAUGGAUCAAGAUAAGAGGAAAGAGGUGGAGACGGUCUUGUCCAAUGCGGAUCUGUCGGCGGCGAUGCGUUUCAUGCGAUCGGGUGCAAAGGUGAAGGCGGCAGGGAAGAGUCGAGCACCCAAGAGAUACACAGUGGGGGGGGAACACGUCAAGUUCAGUGAUUGCGCCGGGUUGGGCCAGAUUCGGUAUGAGCUGGAGGAGGUGGUGGACUUUUUCAAGAACAGAGAGAAGUACAUUUCCCGCGGCAGCAGGAUUCCCGCGGGCAUCUUGUUGUCCGGCGAACCGGGGGUCGGGAAAACCCUACUAGCGAAGGCCGUGGCGGGGGAAGCGAAUGUGACGUUCCUUGCCAUCUCCGCCUCCCAAUUUGUGGAGGUGUACGUGGGAGUGGGAGCGGCACGUGUGAGGGCGCUGUACACGGAGGCCAAGGAGCAAGCCCCCGCCGUCGUCUUCAUUGACGAGAUCGACGCCGUGGGGAGGAAACGAGGCAUGGCGGAGGGCAGCGGGGGAGAGGAGAGAGAUGCCACCUUGAAUCAGCUCCUGAUCAAUCUUGACGGGUUUGAAGGCAAAGGGGAUGUCAUCACCAUCGCGGCGACGAACAGGGUGGACAUUUUGGACGAGGCUCUGGUGAGGCCUGGCAGGUUCGAUCGCAAGAUCUAUGUCCCGAAGCCGGGCCCCAGGCAAAGGGCCGAGAUCCUGCAGGUGCACGCGCGGGGGAAACCCCUCGCGGAGAACUUGAACUGGCAGGCCCUCGGAGAGAUAUCGGAGGGACUGGCGGGAGCGGAGCUGGCGCAAGCGAUGAAUAACGCUGCGCUCAUCAUGCUGCGCAAAGGGCGGGAUAAGAUCCGAGAGGAGGAUAUCUCUGAGGCCGUAACGUUGGCCGGAGUCGGGGUGGAGGACCCGCGCCCCCGCAGUCUAGAACGCCAGAGAAUGCUUGCGUUGCACCAGGCCUCUCAGCUGGUCCUCUGCUAUGCCUCUCCCUUCACGCGGGAUGCAAUUGGUGCUGUCAACAUUGUUCCUCGGUUGGGGGAGAAGGUCGGGAGAAUGCGCAUUGAUCUGGAUCCUUUCCUCUUCCUCAUCAGUGGGCAGAGUGCACGGUUCAACUUGGAUUACAUCUGCGUUCUUCUGGCGCCUCGCGCAGUCGACGAGGUCUGGAAUGGAGCCGAUAACCUCAGCACCAUAUCCAUGGACUUCAUGGAAGGUGCCAGAGACUUGGCCAUGUCCAUGGUCAUGUGUGGAAUGUCCGACAACGAGAACCUCUACGGGCUCAUGCUCUGCAUGUACACCAGACAGGAGUAUUGGGAAAUAGACAACGCUGUCGACGAUAUCCUCGAGCAAGCCUAUGCGCGCACGAUGGAGAUUGUGCGAAAGAAUCGCAGCCUCAUAGAUGCACUCGUUGAUCAGCUUGUGACCAAGAGCAGCCUUGAGCGACGUGAGUACUUGCCGCUUAUGGAGUUUUAUGGGAAUUUUGAUGACAUUCCCAACGGGACACCAAAGAAGCAGAUGACAGGUGGUGUGGGCGAUGUGGGGGAGAAGCAGGGGCUUGAAGAGGCCAGACUGCAGGACGAGGCAGGUGAACAAAAGGACAAUAAGAUGGAGAAAAUGACAGGGGCUUUGCCAAGCUGAUUAACAAAAGGAUCGUGUAUGUAAUCCAUAGCCGCGUUCGAGUUGCUGUUGGGGGUUUACUAAUAGGAUUGAAUAGCUCGUCCAUUCAUUCAUCUGGGGUGGGGUUCAGUUCUGGAAUGCAAAGGUAGGUGGGCGGGUGUUUUUUUUUUUUUUUUUCCCUUUUUUUUCCCUCCCUGUUGGGUUCAGUUCUGGAAUGUAAAGCUAGGUUUGUUUGUUUGUUUGUUUUUUUUUUUUUUUUUUUUUUCGUGUUGUCCAUAAUGAACAUAACACACGCAC